GCCUCUAGAGGUUUGCCUAUUAAUUCUCCGAGUGACCGGCGCGGCCGAGCCAUUGCCAUCAGUCCAUCACAACGCGCCCUGGGUUUCCAUCUUCAUCUCAACCUGCAGGUAGGCCGACCUUACGAGAUCCGGCGAUGCAGAAAAAGAGCGCCAAGAAAGGCACCAAGGGUGUCGGCGAACCAAACAAGACUAUGGAUUCUAGCGGUGGCAGCGUACCAAAGAAGGCGAGAACAACAACCACUGCCAAGGAGGAAGAAGAGAUCUUCAACGUCUUCUCCCUUGAGAUGGAUUCUCUGGAAUGCGACGUGUGCUUUUUACCAUUUGAGUCGCAAAUUUACUCGUGCAAGAACGGGCACGCCGCGUGCGGCAGCUGCUGCAUCAGCAUGCGCCGGAAGUGCCCCACCUGCAGCGAGCCCGUCGGCGACUUCCGGUGCCGUGCCAUGGAGAAGAUCCUCGCCGGCAUGACCAGGCCAUGCCGGUUCAACAAGCAUGGAUGCACGGAGACCGUCCGGUACACGGAGGCGCGCGCCCACGAGGAGGAGGCAUGCCGCUUCGCGCCCUACAGCUGCCCGUUCGACGGCUGCGCCUACCGCGGCCGCCUCCUCUACGGUCACAUCCUUGACGCCCACGCGCCAGCCGGCGACGCCGCCACCUUCAAAAAGUGUACCACUUCCAACGCCAUGGUCGUCACGGUGACCCUACAGAAGUCGACGCCCUUCCGCACGCUGCUCCACCCCGACGAGGAGAGCGUGUUCCUCCUGCUCAACGGCGGCGACGUCCCCACGGCCCGCUCGCUCUCGGUGGUCCGCGUCUGCCCAUACGGGGCCGAGGUGGAUCAGAAGGCGGAGUCAACUGCAGGGGUAUUGCUGUGGUGGUCGUUGUCGGCGCGUUUGGAACUGCAGUUCGUCCGUCAGCUGCAGGGGUACAAGGCCAAACGCUUCCUGUUCGUACCCGACGAUUUCUGGGGCUCAACGGAUAGCUUGGACGUCACCGUGUGUCUCUGGUGAUGUUCUUCAGCCAAUCUGUUUCGUCUCUGCUCCAUGCUGUGUUUCCUUCUCUGACGUUAGUGUUGUCAUUAUCUGCUGAAAAUCCCUAGACAUUCUAUUGGCGUUAGUGUUAUCUCGGAAGUCUGUAGUUGUAUGCAGUUGGCGAUGUGGAAUUAUGCAUGCAUGGCCUCUUGCUUCAGCACCUGUUGCACACCUAUUAUGGUAUUAUUGGAUCUACUACCCUAGUA
Messenger RNA from Hordeum vulgare subsp. vulgare (domesticated barley), 1234 nucleotides. RefSeq names its product E3 ubiquitin-protein ligase SINA-like 7. NCBI's taxonomy places the organism in Eukaryota, Viridiplantae, Streptophyta, Magnoliopsida, Poales, Poaceae. The coding region runs from base 135 to 1007 and encodes 290 amino acids. The record is from RefSeq and is a predicted model, not a curated record. Gene Ontology annotation, cellular component: cytoplasm. The transcript has 3 exons. Gene Ontology annotation, molecular function: ubiquitin protein ligase activity; zinc ion binding.